UUAACAAGCGACAAGGAUCAGAACAUUCAUCCACCAUUCGGCCCAAGGAGCCCCUUCUCUCUCCGUCUCUUUCUCUCUCUUUGGGAACUCUUUCUAAAUUUGCAAGAAUCUCUUAUUUUUAAUUCCGGUUCGAUUCCAUUGGCCGGGUAAAAAUUUUCACGUCAGUUUCACCAUUACAGAAUCGCUAUUUCUAACAACAUUUAUUACCCAGAUUUAUUCCAAUCUUCCAAUUAAGGCCAUUUGUUUAUGAAUAUCAUCUUAUAUAUGAUCGCUGAUUCGAUUGCUAUUCUACUCAGAUCCUUGACAAUCACGUGGUCCUCCUGAUAUCUACCACUGGAAUUUUGAAAUUUUUUUUAAUUUCUGCGAAGAUUUGAGCCGAAUUAUGAGAUGGGUCUUCGUGUUCGUGUUCGUCUAUUAAAAAGGAGUUGGGUUUAGAGGGAUUCGGGAAUUGGGGAUUUGUAAAAUUUUCCCGAGAAAAAAGAUUUGUGGGUGGGGAAAAAAUAUGAGAAGCAAAACGUGGAGAUGGGUUUUGGGUUUGACAUAUAUAGUUGCCGUGGCAGCAAUCUGGAUAGCUGCGAGUUUUGUGGUACAGUCGGUUGUUGAUGCCGGUGUAUCUCCUUUCCUCAUAACGUAUAUAUGCAAUUCACUGUUUGUGGUUUACAUUCCCUUAGUUGAAUUAGGACGCUAUUUAGAGGAUAACUAUGGAGGUUUAUGGCCUUGGGGAAGUAAAAGCAACAACACUGACCCUUCGAAAGAAUUAGUAGAGUCUGAGAAGACCAUUCUUCUUGGAAAGAGUGAUCAAAGUGCAAAUAUUGAAGCAAUUGAGGAGGGGCAAAUAAGACAGCAUGGAAGAGUUAUUAGUUCAGAUCCAAUCCAUGAGUUCGACGAGUUUGACAGUUCUUCAUCAAAUCAAAAUGCAGUCGGUGAAGAUUCUGACAAACAAGUUGAUGAAAGAGGGCGUUGGACACGCACUAGAAUGGCAAAAGUUAGCUUUUUGAUAUCUCCCUUUUGGUUUUUGGCUCAGCUCACUUUUAAUCUUUCAUUGAAGUAUACCACGGUUACGUCAAACACCAUCUUAAGCAGUGCAUCCAGCCUUUUCACAUUUUUGGUCUCUCUGGUAUUUUUGGGUGAGAAGUUCACUUGGGUGAAGCUUGUUAGCGUUCUUCUUUGCAUGGCAGGAACUAUAAUAGUAAGCUUCGGUGACUCAGAAACUGGUUUAAGUGCAACUGCUUCAAACCCACUUCUUGGAGAUGUUUUUGCACUUGUCUCAGCAGGGUUGUAUGCUGUGUAUAUUACCCUGAUUCGCAAGAAGUUACCUGAUGAUGAUGAAAAUGGUGAUAAUCCCAGUAUGGCUCAGUUCCUGGGAUUUCUAGGCCUAUCCAACCUGAUUAUUUUCCUUCCAGUGGCCAUUAUACUUAAUUUCACCAAGCUAGAGCCCUUUUAUGUCCUUACUUGGAAGGAAUUUGGUCUAGUUAUUGGUAAAGGUUUGUUAGACAACGUGCUGAGCGAUUAUUUAUGGGCCAAGGCUGUUCUCCUGACAACCACAACAGUAGCAACGGCGGGUCUCACAAUUCAGGUCCCAAUGGCAGCGGUUGUUGAUUCUCUGACCGGCAAUGCCCCUCAUCUUAUGGAUUACCUUGGAGCUGUGGCUGUAAUGAUCGGAUUUGCUGGUAUAAACAUUCCUUCUGAUGCCUGUAGCAGAUCAAAAGAAGCUACACUCGAACUAGAGAGUGAAAAUAUGGGUACGGCUGAUCAAGAUCCCAUUUCAUCUAGCAGUCGUGAUGCAGCAGCUGUUAUUUCAUAGUAUAUGGUAAUUUGCUGGUUACAGUAUCAGAAUAAUACUUUAAAAUACUUUUAAGGGUAAUCAUUCAUACGUAAAUGUAACAUAUUCUUCCAUUAAAUAGAUUGUUACAAUGUAUUUUUAGAAAUUUUUUGGACACUGAUUUUAAACAAGAAGGAAAGAAAUUUAAUUUCACGAA
This is a messenger RNA of Ziziphus jujuba (common jujube), 1979 nucleotides long. RefSeq names its product thiamine-repressible mitochondrial transport protein THI74. Gene Ontology annotation, molecular function: transmembrane transporter activity. Gene Ontology annotation, biological process: regulation of peptide transport; transmembrane transport. Gene Ontology annotation, cellular component: membrane. The transcript is spliced from 3 exons. Bases 503 to 1804 code for a protein of 433 amino acids. The record is from RefSeq and is a predicted model, not a curated record. Lineage: Eukaryota; Viridiplantae; Streptophyta; Magnoliopsida; Rosales; Rhamnaceae.